AUGGAGAUUGUUCCGACUACGUACUACGACAGCUUGAAGAGGUACUGGAGGAGGAGAAGCUACCAGAGGCUGCAUGGCGAGACCAGAAAGAAGAUGAGGGUUGCGAGGCUCGGCGGAGGAGCUAAAGGGAGCACUAGUCCUAAACGGAGUUGGAAGCUCAAGACCAAGCUGGGGAUGCUGAAGUAUGUUUCCCCUAUAAAGCUUUUGGCUAAGUUGCAUAAUGGUUACGUUGACAUGACGAUUCGGAUGGCGGGCAAGGCCGGCGGCGUCGGGAGGAUUGCCGCGAAGAAGAUCGCAAAACCCCAAGAUCAGGUUUCAAUGGCUACUUGUGGCAACGAGUUAGUUGACAGCAGACUGGUUUUGGAGAUUUACAAGAGAUUGGCUGCUUCCCGCCAAUUGGCUGAGCAUGGAUUGAUAGUUGAAAGCCAAAGCAACUUCUUCAACUUGAUGGAUAUGUAG
Malus domestica (apple) is the source of this 459-nucleotide messenger RNA. RefSeq lists its product as uncharacterized. NCBI's taxonomy places the organism in Eukaryota, Viridiplantae, Streptophyta, Magnoliopsida, Rosales, Rosaceae. The record is from RefSeq and is a predicted model, not a curated record.